GUGCCCCCGCUUCUCUGAUUCACAUCAACAGCAUCGUUGGAGAUCCACUGGUCCGACAACACAUGGAUCCCCAGUGAGAAGAGCGAGCACUCCGGCCAGGGGGUGUACAAGGUGCGUGAGGUGUGAUGGCGCUGUGCUCCGAGGCCUGUGUGUCUGGCUCAGGAGGGGAAUCUUCCAGCAGUGAGGCGGGUUCUAGCUGUCUUCAGUUUGGGGUUCGUUCCUACCUGCACCACUUUUAUGAGGAGUGUUCGUCCUCUAUGUGGGACAGAGACCUGGAGGAUCAGGGGUUCGUCCAGAGCCAGAGGUCAACCCUGUGGUGGAACUCAGCAGUCUGGAAGGUGUCCUUGGCCCUGGGUCUCCUGAUCCUGACUGCAGGUAUAGCCAGUCUGUCAGUCGGUUACACCACUCCCCAUAAAAUCGAGUCAUUCGGAGAGGGAGACCUGUUCUUUGUGGAUACCCAGGCCAUCAGCUUCAACAAGGGGUUGCACCUCAGCACCGCGGCCGGGAUCGGGCUCUCCUGUCUGGGCUCAGCCCUGGCAGCGAUGGGGGUUGUCAUUUGGAUCCUCCCAAGGGCCAACUUGAAAGAGAGGCUCUUCCAGAGACCGGGUAAAGGGGAACAGAGAGGAGAGUUGGUGGGGUCAAAGUGGAGGGGAUUUAGGCAUGCAGAAGAUGUGGUCACCAAGCCACCAGGUACAGAGGAGGGGAAGAUACCCAUCACACUGUCAAAAGUGGAAAAUGUGCAGCCCACUUCUUAAAAAGACCCCUGCUGAGCUACGGGGUGUUCAGGCUUUUGUUCUAGUCCAGGGGCCUCAUUUACAAGGUCUUACAUUAAAUUUGAUCUGUACAGAAGCAAGUGUUAUUUUAGCGUGCAGAUUGUUCAUACUGUAUGGAUGUUGUUUGUGACCUGGAUAUUGCAGUUGCACAAUGCUUAGUUAUGCUACUUUGCAGUAAACAAACAUAUACACUCUGGGAUUUUAGAAAUCAGGCAUUAUAGUCACAACUUGAUCUUGAUUUUUAAGAAUAAAUCCAAACUAAAUUUUAUAGAUGAGGCCGUGAGACUUCCACCAGAGCCUUUGUGGCUCUUAAAAAACACCUUGUACUGCAGCAUAGGGACAUAGUCAUUGUGCAGAGCACUUGUGUUAUAUUUUUAAAAAAUACAAUGUAUAAUGUCCAACCAGAUACUCAAGGAGAGCAGAAUACUAAUGACUGAUGGUAGGAAAUUAUAUGUUUUUAUCUCCCACUUUAUAGUGUUUGUUCUAUUUUUUGCUCAAUAUAUUUUUUAUCAAUGUUUUUUUUUAUUUAAAUAGCAACGGUAUCAGCUUUCCAAGGAGCUAGAUAAGGUAGUGAUAUUGCAUGAAUUAAAUGGAAAACCUACACCCACAGUCAUAAAAAAGAUCCAUGGACAUUCAGAAAGGUGCUCACAUGUAGAAGAGGUUAAAGUGAAAAAAAAAAUCAUAAACAAGUCUGUAUCUACAUUUUCACAUAUCUCUACUAACACUCAGCCCAUUGAACACAUGCACAGCCACAUGCACUCGCACUCACCCGCUCACCCACUCGCCCACACAAAUCCGUGCUCCAUUGACAAUAUCACCUAUUUUCUCCCCACUGUAAUCUGGCUUCGUAAUUGCCUGCAAUCUGUGUCUCCAGGCAACAGUUGGCCUUCAAGUGCUCUAUUUUCAACUCCGAACAAAGACUCUUUUCUGAUUGGUCCAUUACUUCCCCUUCUUGAUUUUCACACCAAUCAGAUUAUGUUUACAGGUACACACAGUAGUAGCGAGUAAGUGGUGAAGCACUGAGGUGAAAGGAAUUUGCGCUGGCACCUUAGAGGCCACCUGUUUGAUUGGGUCCUCCAGUUUAGUUAAAUUAGUUUGAAAAAGAGAGAGUACAAAAAAAACAGAAUAAACAUGAUGUCCUGACUGGUUUCCUUCACUGAUUCCACUGGAUGUUAUUAUUGAUGUUUCAUUGUUUUAUUGUAUUAUUGGCUAUUAUGAAGAUAGUGGAAUAUAACGAGGGUCAAGUGUCUCAAAGUCAAAGCAAAUGACCAAAAUAAACUUGUG
Thunnus maccoyii (southern bluefin tuna) is the source of this 2057-nucleotide messenger RNA. It is a transcript of the gene nrsn1l, whose product is annotated as neurensin 1-like. Gene Ontology annotation, cellular component: neuronal cell body; neuron projection; transport vesicle. The record is from RefSeq and is a predicted model, not a curated record. NCBI's taxonomy places the organism in Eukaryota, Metazoa, Chordata, Actinopteri, Scombriformes, Scombridae. Bases 126 to 755 code for a protein of 209 amino acids. Gene Ontology annotation, biological process: nervous system development. The transcript is spliced from 4 exons.